AUGGAGUGUCAUAUCAGAGGCAUCAAUGAAGAAGACUUCCAAGCAAGUGAUAAGGACAUUCUUAAGACACAUUUCAAGACAACACAUUUAAAGCCAACCGUUCUUCCCUAUGGAACACUGACAGACCUUCACAAUGACAUGUUGAAGGCCCACCUUGUGUUGAUACCUUCCGAAGAAGAACCACUUGAACUUGCAGGUCUGGAUGCCAUUGCUGCAGGAAUUCCUGUCCUUGUUUCUGACAAAUCAGGACUUGCAGACUUCGUGACCAAGAUAUCACCAGAGUUCUGUUAUUCUGUUGUCAACAUUGAGGGAAAUGAGGAGGACAAAGUAAAGCAAUGGGCCAAGCGUAUUGAACAGUCACUGAGUAACUGUGAGACAGAGUUUGAAAGAGCAGCAAGAUGCAGGGACAAGCUCCUGUCUGCAAAGUACUGGGAAGAGUCUCAUCAGCAGCUCAUCUGCAGCUGUAUACAGACUGAUGACAGUACACAACAAUCAUCAAUAUCUGAGGUCCAGAUAGGAAGUGUACCCCCCGUGUCAUCAAUCGAUAGCAGGAAACCAUUGCAGGCAGGUGGGUCAUCCAGAGAGACAGGACGUUCUUCAGAUAAUAAGGACACAAUGACUGAAAGGGCCAACCAGUCUUGGACUGAAACGACAGAAGCACCUGCCCAAGGACCUUCAAUUUUGUAUCAAGCAGCUAUACCUCACCUUGUUGGUGGACCCCCUCUGCUUCCUGUUGUGGUGGAGAUCAUUCCACAAGUGCUACCAAGUGUUGAGACCCCAGAAGACAUGCUGGAUUUUGCAUCUGCAUUAGAAACUCUUUCUACUGUGACAGGAAAUGGAGAAUCUGAUGAGACACUUCCUAAUAGUCUGUUAAAACAGAUAAAGGGCAGAAUAAAAACUAUCACUGAUCUAAAGACAGUAACGAAAGCUAUUGAAAAAUUAGAGAAAUUUAAAGGCAUCAAAGUUUCCUCUUUGAAGGAAGGCAGCUUGAUCUUCUACCUACAGUGUACAGACAUGUCUGGGUUGGGUGAUCUCUGGUUCAUGUACAAAAAUGGAGAACUGGACAAUCUGCUGCACAGUAGUUUGGUAAGUGAGGAAACUCUACAACAACUCCAUGCUGAGAGCAUUUCUGUGAAGUCAACCAUCAACAUAGAGGACUUCAGGAAGGCCCUGGUGUACCUCCUAACAACAUCUUCUGCUAAAGGCAAACCCACAUCAAGACUACCCCUGGAGUACCCCCUCUACCAGCCACACACCCACACCACUAGGCGCGUGCUGGAUGUGCUUCAUCUGGAUGGUACAAGCCUGACAAGGUCUCCAGGGAAACAACAGGAGCUGCACAUCCCAUCCACUGCACAGACUGAGGACAGUAAGGAUCAUCUUGGGACCAAACUUGGUGAUCAGCCAGCAGCAGGUGCCACUGCAUCACCUGUCAUAGGUGAUCAGCAUAGAUCCACAGAUGUGCAGGCUGAACAGAUGACAUCUGAGCUGGCCUUGCACACUUCCGUCAGACCUAAAGACAUACAGAGACUAAGAGCAGGAAGCAGGUUGUCUACUGCAAGCAUUGGUUCAACAGAAAGCCUCCUAUCAACAAGAACUACACACUCAACAAGAACCAGUCAGUCAGCUGAUACUGGAUACGCCACUGCAAGCAUCUUGUCUGAGGAUGACAGGACGUCUUCAAAAUCUGCUUUUAAGAUUAGAGAUGAUGACGAUCCACAAGUCAACCUUCUCCUUGCUGAACUGAACACACCUGCGGUAAAGAGAAACAAGCUACAACAGUUUGACCUGUACUGUCAGAUAGGAGAUCUCUACAGGACAAAACUACACAACUUACAGUCAGCUCUGCAGUAUUACCAAAACAUGCUAGAGUGUUCUCAGGAACUGUUAGAAGUAAGAAAACAAGCCAAAGCCUACAGAAGACUUGGUGUAACAUAUGAUAUGUUAGGUAAACAAGAAGAGGCCUUUAGAAACCAUGAGAGAGCUUUGAGUAUCCAUGGGGUUACGAUAGGAACUGAUAUGGACAUUUGCAUUGCUUACAAAAACCUAGCAUCAUCAUUAGUACAGUCGGGUCAAUGGGCAGAUGUGAAAACUAACUAUGAAUUUGCCAUGGCUGUUGCCAUGAAGACAGACAAUAAGACUGAACAGAUGGCCAUUUACUUGAAGCUGGGUGAUUUACACAGGGAACAGCUACAUGAACCACAGGUAUCACACAAGUACUACACAGAGAUGUUGGCACUAGCCAGGGACUUGGGGAGGAAGGACAAGGAGAGAGAAGCUUACAACAGACUGGGAGUGGCUUGUUGGGACAUGCAGGGUUAUGAUGCAGCUUUGGAGUGGAACAAGAAGACCCUGAAGAUGAGCCAAGAAAGUGGAGACAAGACUGCACAGAUAACAGCAAAUCACAACAUAGCUGAAACCUACAAGGCACUGGGUAAACUGGACCUGGCCAGAUCUCACUAUCAAUCAGCAAUGACCAUCGCCAUGGAGACAGGAAACAAGACUGAACAGAUGGACAUUUACUUUCAGCUGGGUGAUUUACACAGGGAACAGCUACAUGAACCACAGGAAUCACACAAGUACUACACAGAGAUGUUGGCACUAGCCAGGGACUUGGGGAGGAAGGACAAGGAGAGAGAAGCUUACAACAGACUGGGACUGGCUUGUUGGGACAUGCAGGAUUAUGAGGCCGCUCUGGACUGGAACAAGAAGUACCUGAAGAUGAGCCAAGAAAGUGGAGACAAGACUGGACAGAAAACAGCACAUCAAAACAUAGCUGCUACCUACAAGACACUGGGUAAACUGGACCUGGCCAGAUCUCACUAUCAAUCAGCAAUGACCAUCGCCAUGGAGACAGGAUGCAAGACUGAACUGAUGAACAUUUACUGUAAGCUGGGUGAUUUACACAGGGAACAGCUACAUGAACCACAGGAAUCACACAAGUACUACACAGAGAUCUUGGCACUAGCCAGGGACUUGGGGAGGAAGGACAUGGAGAGUCUGGCUUACAACAGACUAGGACUGGCUUGUGAGGACAUGCAGGAUUAUGAGGCAGCUUUGGAGUGGGACAAGAAGUACCUGACGAUGAGCCAAGAAAGAGGAGAUAAGACUGAACAGAUGACAGCAAAAACAAACUUAGGUGCUUCCUACAAGGCACUGGGUAAACUGGACCUGGCCAGAUCACACUAUCAAUCAGCAAUGACCAUCGCCAUGGAGACAGGAAACAAGACUAGACAGAUGGACAUUUACUUGGAGCUGGGUGAUUUACACAGGGAACAGCUACAUGAACCACAGGAAUCACACAAGUACUACACAGAGAUGUUGGCACUAGCCAGGGACUUGGGGAGGAAGGACAAGGAGAGACAAGCUUACAACAGACUGGGAGUGGCUUGUGGGGACAUGCAGGAUUAUGAGGCAGCUCUGGAGUGGAACAAGAAGUACCUGAAGAUGAGCCAAGAAAGUGGAGACAAGACUGCACAGAUAACAGCACCUCAAAACAUAGCUGAAACCUACAAGGCACUGGGUAAACUGGACCUGGCCAGAUCUCACUAUCAAUCAGCAAUGACCAUCGCCAUGGAGACAGGAAACAAGACUGAACAGAUGGACAUUUACUGUAAGCUGGGUGAUUUACACAGGGAACAGCUACAUGAACCACAGGAAUCACACAAGUACUACACAGAGAUGUUGGCAAUAGCCAGGGACUUGGGGAGGAAGGAAGAGGAGAGACAAGCUUACAACAGACUAGGACUGGCUUGUUGGGACAUGCAGGAUUAUGAGGCAGCUUUGGAGUGGGACAAGAAGUACCUGACGAUGAGCCAAGAAAGUGGAGAUAAGACUGAACAGAUGACAGCAAAAACAAAGUUAGGUGCUUCCUACAAGGCACUGGGUAAACUGGACCUGGCCAGAUCACACUAUCAAUCAGCAAUGACCAUCGCCAUGGAGACAGGAAACAAGACUAGACAGAUGGACAUUUACUUGGAGCUGGGUGAUUUACACAGAGAACAGCUACACGAACCACAGGAAUCACACAAGUAC
Molecule: messenger RNA, 4035 nt
Organism: Branchiostoma belcheri (Belcher's lancelet)
Lineage: Eukaryota; Metazoa; Chordata; Leptocardii; Amphioxiformes; Branchiostomatidae
Product: tetratricopeptide repeat protein 28-like
Exons: 7
Molecular function (GO): protein binding
Source: RefSeq, a predicted model, not a curated record